Poeciliopsis prolifica (blackstripe livebearer) is the source of this 2437-nucleotide messenger RNA. It is a transcript of the gene tacr1a, whose product is annotated as tachykinin receptor 1a. NCBI's taxonomy places the organism in Eukaryota, Metazoa, Chordata, Actinopteri, Cyprinodontiformes, Poeciliidae. The transcript has 5 exons. The coding region runs from base 333 to 1625 and encodes 430 amino acids. The record is from RefSeq and is a predicted model, not a curated record. Gene Ontology annotation, biological process: positive regulation of flagellated sperm motility; G protein-coupled receptor signaling pathway. Gene Ontology annotation, molecular function: substance P receptor activity. Gene Ontology annotation, cellular component: sperm midpiece; plasma membrane.
CAAAGCUGCGCGACCGAGUCGAGAGAGCGCGCGCUCCUUCUGCUCCUGGCACUGCGCGUAAAAGUCGUGUCUUUGUUUUUACGCACGGCGCAGAGUGGAGAGAUUUCUCCUCAGAAACUCCUAUCUCCUGCAGAUGUAGUCAGUCCAUUAUAGUGGGAUUUUAUGUGGACUGGCUGUGUAAUUUUGUGUUUAAUUGGAAAAGCGCACGUGGAGGGAAACUCUCCACUACUGUUUGGUGUGUGCGCGCGCGUGUGUGUGUGUGUUCUGGAAGUAGACUUCAUUCUGUUGUAGCCUGUUGUGGUGACGCGAUUCUUGCGCUCUGAACAUCAAGCAUGGAUCCUUUAUUCAACACCACCGAGGCGCCAAACGGGACGGUCGGCUGCAACUGCACCAACAACGGAACCGGGUACUGGAACCAGUUCGUGCAGCCGGUGUGGAGGAUCGUCCUGUGGGCGACCGCGUACAGCUGCAUAGUCGUGGUGUCGGUGGUGGGCAAUGUGACCGUGAUCUGGAUCAUCAUGGCGCACAAACGCAUGAGGACCGUCACCAACUAUUUCCUCCUCAACCUGGCGUUCGCCGAAGCUUCCAUGUCCGCUUUCAACACGGUGGUCAACUUCGCCUACGCCGUGCACAACGAGUGGUACUUCGGACUGAUCUACUGCCGCUUCCACAACUUCUUCCCCAUCGCGGCUGUGUUCGCCAGCAUCUACUCGAUGACCGCCAUCGCACUGGACAGGUACAUGGCCAUCAUCCACCCUCUGCAGCAGCGCAUGUCGUCCACAGAGACCAAGGUGGUGGUCGGCGUGAUCUGGGUUCUGGCUCUGCUCCUGGCCUUUCCCCAGUACUACUACUCCACCACGGACCAGCUGCCUGGACGUGUGGUGUGCUACAUCGAGUGGCCUGAUUAUACCACGUUCGACUUCAAAAAGAUGUACCAUGUCUGUGUGACCAUCCUCAUCUACUUCCUGCCGCUGCUGGUGAUGGGCUGGGCUUACCUUUUGGUGGGCCUGAACCUCUGGGCCAGCGAGAUCCCAGGAGAUUCCUCUGACCGCUACAAGGAGCAGCUCACUGCCAAGCGCAAGGUGGUGAAGAUGAUGAUUGUGGUGGUGUGCACAUUUGCCAUCUGCUGGCUGCCCUUCCAUGUCUACUUCCUGCUGCACCAGUUCUUCCCUGAGCUGUUUGAAGAAACGUACAUCCAGCAGUUUUAUCUGGCCAUCAUGUGGCUGGCCAUGAGCUCCACCAUGUACAACCCCAUCAUUUACUGCUGCCUCAACGACAGGUUCCGUGCUGGUUUCAAACAAGCCUUCCGCUGCUGCCCCUGUGUCCCUCCAGGCUCUUAUGAAGGCCUGGAACUGAAGUCUACUCGAUACCUGCAGACUCAGACCAGCGUUUACAAGGGAAGCCGGAUGGAGACGAGCGUCUCCACCGUCCUUCAUGCCGGGGAGGACUCGGAGCAUCCCAAGGUCAAAGUUAGAGGAGGUCUCGGAUCAGGAGGGGCCGUCGUUGGCAUGCAGCCGCACAGUUCCUCCCUGGAACUGACUUCGAACGGCUCGUCAUCAAGGAGUGUCUCCAAAACCGUAUCUGAGACGUCCAGUUUCUUCUCCAGUAACAACCUGCAGGAAUAGUCCCGGUUUUCACCAGACCGUCGUCAGAGUGCGUGAGUUGACUGUUCACACGGUUGCUUUUGUCCUUCGAGGGAUUCGGGCGCCUGUCAGUUUCUGAGUGUGUUUUAAAGGAUCGUCAUCCUACAGACCUGGGCCCUUAUUCUCUGAGCACUGCCAUCAGCCACAGCCCUACUGAAGAAAAAAACUAAUUCAGAAGGAUUCAUGUUUAUCGUACACCAGAGCCAAACGGCAGCAAAUCAAGAUAAGCACAUUCCAGCUUGAAGGCCAAGCAGAAGCUGAAGCUGUCAUCUCCCAUCUUCACAGCUUCUGAUCGUCAGCACCGCUUCCUCUCAGUGCAGAAAAGAGGGGGCGGGGCUCACACUUUCUCGAUCACACAAGCCAUGUGACUUCACACUGUCUUUUUUGGACCGGAGCUGCUGUAUAGUGUGAGACCAGCGUGAUGCAGGCAGGGCCUGGCUUUAACAGAGGGGCUUCUCUGAAAGAUGAGAAAUUCUUCACACGUCUAGCUGAGUGAAGCCGCUGACGACAGGAGAGCUCCAACGUUUCCACCGUGAGGAACAAAGUAUCAAUUCUGAACUUUAGCAGAGAAUUUUGGCGGUUGUUGUUCGUGCGCGUGUGUGUGCAUAUGUGUGCCACUUGAACCGAAUACUAAUUCUUAUCAGCCUGAGCAGGACCGCAUUGGGAAUCCACCAUGCAGGAUGUGUGUGUAUCUCCCCAAAAGAGCGCUCCAAAGAUCCCCUAUGGGCUUUUCUGAGAAGUUCUGGCAAUCAGUGCAAAACACCAGCAGCGACUGGCUCAUCUUUCAUCUGUCA